Molecule: messenger RNA, 2747 nt
Organism: Cryptomeria japonica (Japanese cedar)
Lineage: Eukaryota; Viridiplantae; Streptophyta; Pinopsida; Cupressales; Cupressaceae
Product: UDP-arabinopyranose mutase 1
Exons: 5
Coding region: 1590-2645 (351 amino acids)
Biological process (GO): plant-type cell wall biogenesis; UDP-L-arabinose metabolic process
Cellular component (GO): Golgi apparatus; cytosol
Molecular function (GO): UDP-arabinopyranose mutase activity
Source: RefSeq, a predicted model, not a curated record
GCAUUUGGAAUGUGAGAAUGAGGGUCAGGGCUUUUCCCAGGCGCUGGCUUCUCUUGAGGAGGUUGUUGGUUCUAGUGCAGAGCAGCCUCUUCAGAAUCAUGGGCUGGAGUCAUUCCAGGGGUGGGGUCAAACAUUGGCAUUGUUGCAGGCUUUUGAGAUUGUGGCUAUGGCGAAAGGAUUCUUUUUUCUCUCUUUCUCGACCCACUAAGAUUGUGCUGGAAACUCUUUGGGAUGGACCGUGGUUUAUGGGUAAGGCAGCGCUUUUUCUUACGAAGUGAAUUCUAGGCUUCAAUCUUGACAAGGAAUCCAUCAGCCCAGUUCCUGUUUGGGUGAAGCUCUUAAGCUUGCCAUAUUGGGAGUUUGAGGUCUUGAAAGGUAUACCCUGCUCCAUUGAACUGUUCAUGACAUUUGAUCUGGUGACCAUUUCAAGGAAACGUUAGUUGUUUGCCAGAUUUUGUAUACGUACCUCUUCAUCUAUUACCUUGCCCUCCAAGAUGAAUGAAUGGGUACAAUAAAUCAUGUAUAAAGACUCCACAGUAAUAUGGGAAAUUACCAUAUGGCUACUCGCCCUUCCUUUGGGUGUUUGAUCAAUAGAAGAUUGCAUAAACUUAGAAGAUUGAGGAUCUCAAGAUCCCUCGUCAUCCUCAGUCUGAAGCAGAGUAACUGAUGUAUAUUGGUGUGCGCUUUUUUUGGUUAGCACCCAAAGGCACUAUUGAGUGAGACUCAGAGAGCUAGUAGAGAUCAUAUUCAUAUAAACGUAGAGAUCAUAUUCAUAUAAUCAAGGACUGGGUAUAAUGUUACCUAUCUAAAAAAGGAAAAAGGGAAGGAUGUGAGCCUUAUCAGUCACCCCUUGAUUCUCUUGAAUUAGGCCCAACUCUUAUAUUUGGGAGUUAUGCUAGGAAGGAGUGUGCUCCAAUGACUGUGGGUGGAAACAAUGGUAGAUUUAAGAGCCUUUAGAGUGAUUUGGCUUCCACCUGGAGUUUGAUGCUCUUAAGUUUUUUCAAUUUCUUUUAGGAGUUGGUGCAUGUGUUGCUGUGUAUUUUCAGCGCCUAGGCUGAUUAUUCAAUGCUGUUGUAUCUUGAUUGUUUUUGGCAUCUUUGGUGGAUAUUUCCUAAAUUUUGUAUAAGGUUGACAUUUCAAAACCCUCUUUUAUUCCUAAGACUUAAAAGUAUAUACUAGAAGUCCUAAUUUUUCAAUUUGUCAAACAAAUGCAUGGAGACAAACCACUACCAACUUAUUAGCAAAAGUUCACGAUACAAAUUAAGAGCAGGCCAAUUUAUUUUAUUGAAUGAGGACAUAUGAACUGUCUCUGAGAAUAUUUGAUUCAUGUCCAUAAGGUCCAGUUAAUUCAGCCCAACUCAGAGCAUUUCUGUAAAUAAAUUUAAUUGAUAUAGGUUGUAUCAAUCAAUUGAACCUAAUAAAACAUUCUUUAUGAAGACAUCAGCAUAACAAAGAUCGAUAUAAUCGAAGAUUCAAAAAUAAGCAGAGGCCGGCUCAAAUCUUUAUGUGACUGCAUUUUUUUUCCCUCUUUUGGACAACAUUUUUUGGAUUUCAUUUAAGGACAGCAAAAAGGUAAUAUUGCUAUUACAAUGGCUUUCGCAGCAGAGGUGGAUAUCGUUAUAACCACCAUUAGAGAUCUGGACUUUCUGGAAAAAUGGAGGCCAUUUUUUCUACCUUACCAUCUUAUCAUAAUUCAGGAUGGCGACCCACACAAGACAAUCAAGGUGCCUGAGGGCUUCGAUUAUGAACUCCACAACCGCACUAACAUAGUUGAAUUAUUGGGCCCCAAGGCUUCUUGCAUUUCCUAUAAGGACACUGCCUGCCGUUGCUUUGGAUAUCUUCUCUCCAAGAAGAAGUAUAUCUUUACCAUUGGCGACGAUUGCUCUGUGGCUAAGGAUCCGACAGGAAAAGACAUAAAUAUAGUGGAACAACACUUGAAAAAUCUGAGUAAGCCUUCUACACCAUAUUUCUUCAAUACCCUUUAUGAUCCAUUCCGUGAACGCUGUGAUUUUGUUCGUGGGUAUCCCUUCAGCUUGAGGGAAGGCGUCUCCACUGCCAUUUCACAUGGGUUGUGGCUUAACUUUCCUGACUACGAUGCACCCACACGGCUUGUCAAACCAUUAGAGAGGAAUACCAGAUAUGUGGAUGCUGUCACGACUAUUUCCAAGGGGUCCCUCUUUCCCAUGUCAGGAAUGAACCUUGCCUUUAACAGAGAAUUGAUUGGCCCUGCAAUGUACUUUGGGCUCAUGGGAGAAGGCCACCCUAUAUCUCGUUAUGGUGACAUGUGGGCAGGCUGGUGCACCAAGGUGAUCUGUGACCACAAGGGAUAUGGAGUUAAGACGGGUCUUCCAUAUGUAUGGCACAAUAAGGGCAAUAGUGCCUUUGUAAAUCUGGAGGAGGAGAACAAUGGCAUCUACUGGCAAGAAGAGAUAGUCACCUUCUUUCACUCAGUUAAGCUUUCUAGGGAUGCUAUAACUGUUGAACAAUGUUACCUUGAAUUGGCUAAACAGGUGAAAGACAAACUCAGUUUGAUAGACCCUUACUUCAAUAAGUUGGGAGAUGCAAUGGCAACAUGGAUUGAGGCUUGGAGACAGUUCAAUCCUGAUACCGAUCCCAAUUUCAGUAGCAGUGAAAGACCCAUGUGAAAGCAGCAGUGAAUGCUCACUACAAUUGGUUGCGUUUCAAACUAUAUGAACUUUUUCUCUCAUGUCAAAAUAUUUUGACAUAUAAAUUUUUAGUUUUUAGAA